ACAUUUCUUCUGCACCACCGUCACCGCAAUCGCACUCGCCUGUUAUACCUCCCCUUUCCGGAGUUCUACAACGGCCUGCCACUACCCGCGCACACAUCCACCCAUACAUACCGCCAUCUGCCUGCAUACGCAAUAUAAGACUCCGAGGCUGUAGGCUGUCGGGAUCCCGCAUAAAGGAACAUCGCAGAUGGGCAGCUGGGGCGUUCUUCCAUCGGCCAAGCAUCACAGAUGAGCCCUCCGAUAGACCAUCGCGAUGGGUGUAUUCGGUGACCUCUCCCCUGGAGGCACCAUUGCGAUUGGUAUCAUAGUCGGCCUGAUAUCUACGAGCGUACAGUCCCUCGGCCUCACCCUGCAGCGCAAGUCGCACAUGCUCGAAGAUGAGAAGGGUCCGCACGAAGUACAGAGACCCCCAUACAGGAGACGCAGGUGGCAGCUGGGAAUGGGCAUGUUCAUCAUAUCCAACGUGUUAGGGAGCUCCAUCCAAAUCUCCACACUGCCUUUACCAGUUCUAUCCACCCUACAGGCCGCUGGCCUGGUCUUCAACUCGGUAUGCGCCACCUUGAUACUGGGCGAACCUUUCACGAGGUGGUCCUUCUACGGGACCGCCCUCGUCACUACCGGCGCGUCUUUGAUCGCCAUCUUCGGCGCGAUCCCUUCCCCGGCACAUACCCUGCCAGAAUUGCUAGAGUUGCUCGGCGGCAAGGCUUUCAUCGUCUGGAUGUCGCUCCAGGCCGUCGUUGUCAUCACACUCGCAGUACUAAUCGAACUGGUAAACCACCUUAGCAGCCUCUCCCAGGCCCCUUGGUUCCGCCUCGCCCGAGGUCUCGUCUUCGGCUGCAUCAGCGGCAUCCUCUCAGCCCACUCUCUGCUGUUCGCAAAAUCCGCCGUCGAGCUUAUCUUGGUGACGAUCGCAGACGGCGACAACCAAUUCGUGCACUGGGAGUCGUGGGUUCUGGUUCUGGGACUGGUCUCGGUGGCUUUGAGCCAGCUGUAUUACCUUCAUCGCGGACUGAAACUUAUUUCUACCUCCGUUUUAUACCCCCUUGUAUUUUGCAUUUACAACAUCAUUGCUAUUCUAGACGGUCUGAUCUACUUUCGCCAGACGGACCUUAUCACGCCCCUGCAUGGCGGGCUCAUUGCGCUAGGCACCGUCAUCUUGCUCUCCGGCGUCCUGGCGCUUUCGUGGCGUCUCAGCGACGAACAGCACCAGCCGGCUGUUGGACAGUCGAGCCUCACCCCGGGGCUUGGCCUCGUGGACGACACCGAAGGAGAAGAAUCGUCGCCCACGGACACUGAAUCGGUCGCCGACGUCGACGAGUCGGUGCCUCUUAUAUACAACACGUUUACGCCAAAUGGCGAGAGCACCCCUCUUACGCCGGGCCACAAGCUGCCGAGCCGCUGGCACGAGCGCGCGGAAAUAUGGGGCGAAUUGGAAGACCGGGACGGAUCAAAGUCGCCGUCAUUCAAUAGGACUAGGUCGAGCACCGCGCCCGGCGGCCCCUCCAGCAGCGAGGCUGUACCGCUGCUAGGCGCCAAGAGGGCCGUGUCGGGAGAAAUGACAGUAGCGUCGCCAAGCACGAUAGAACGAGGCAGUGGGGCCGAGUCACCGCGAAGGUUCUUCCAGAGGCGACGACGAAAGUCCACAGGGUUCCCAGGGUUUACGGCACGGAAGCACGCACGGAGGAAGAGCUCAACUAGCGGCGGCGGCAGCGGGGUCCAACAGGAUGCUCUGGGCGGGGUCUGGAAGCUUAAGUGGUGGCGGCGGGGGAAUGGGCGACCGUACACGAGUGGCGGCCUCGGCUUCAGGGGCGCGGAGGAGGUAGCGGUGAUGAGCAACAGUAGCCUCCUGCCACCGGAGAGCGGGGUUGACGGAGGUAACAGGGGCGGGGAAAGCAGCCAGCGGGCACAACAACAGUCAUCAUCCUCGUGGUCGUGGAAUCCGUCGAAGUGGCGUCGCCGGGAAGAGAGAGGCAGCGGGCCGUCCGGCCGGUCAAGAGCGCCGGGGAGCGACGAUGCUGUCUGAUAGGAAAUUGUAACACCUUCGAAUGAUGUCGGUUUUAGCAUGUACCUCCCCUGCCGGGAUGUGCACCCAACCCACCCUUGUGUAAGCUAGAGAAUCCCCGGGUCAGGUCUAGAGAUCAGCAUAUAUACAUUGGAGAGGUGGGAUAU
Molecule: messenger RNA, 2169 nt
Organism: Durotheca rogersii
Lineage: Eukaryota; Fungi; Ascomycota; Sordariomycetes; Xylariales; Xylariaceae
Exons: 2
Coding region: 254-2023 (589 amino acids)
Biological process (GO): magnesium ion transport
Cellular component (GO): membrane
Molecular function (GO): magnesium ion transmembrane transporter activity
Source: RefSeq, a predicted model, not a curated record